Amborella trichopoda is the source of this 3072-nucleotide messenger RNA. Its product is annotated as receptor-like serine/threonine-protein kinase ALE2. Gene Ontology annotation, biological process: protein phosphorylation. The record is from RefSeq and is a predicted model, not a curated record. Gene Ontology annotation, molecular function: ATP binding; protein kinase activity. NCBI's taxonomy places the organism in Eukaryota, Viridiplantae, Streptophyta, Magnoliopsida, Amborellales, Amborellaceae.
GGGGUGAAAAUGGAUGGGAGGUCUGGGCGGGUAUAGGUCUAAAUUGUGGAUUCAAAUGGUUGGUUGCGGGUCAGGUCGGGCCGGACCCAAUGUGUUUCCAACCCUUAUGUAAUGUGGGACACACGCAGGCUGGUGUCCUUUCACUCUAUUAUCGGCGACACGUAAUAGCGAUGGGCAUUGCUCUCAAUCUACUUAAACUUUUUCGAAUUGAGGCGCACCGACUCGCUGCUCUCUUUUUACUCCCUCCUAUUCUCUUUCACUCUCUGAAGCUCCGUUGUCUCCCUUUAAACCACCCUCGUCCCCCUCUCUCUCUCUCUCUCUCUCUCUCUCAUUUGCAGAGGUGGAGUUAACCUCGCCAAAUCUCCACUCGAAAACCCUCGACAAUGCGGCCUCCACUACUGGCAGCGGCCCUACUAAUCGCACUCCAAAUCUCAGCCACCAUGGCUGAGACCUGCCCCUACGACAUCCCAUAUGCCGCCACCCUCAUCCCCCCCUCAUGCUACCGCAACUACUCAGACCCUGCCACCAUAGCCCCCCAGACCAGCUGCUGCUGGUUUGUGUUCGCCUCCUUCAUGUAUGCCGUCAUCCGCCAUGCAAACUCAUCCUCCGUCGCAUUGUUGCCUGAAUACUCCGCCACUUCCUGUGUCACGGCCUUCUCUGGCUACCUCCUCCGACAAGGCCUCGUCCGCCCCUCCCUGCUGACCUCAGACUCCCGCUGCUCCUUCGAAACUUCGGACCAAUUCGUCGCUGGUAAAAGGGCGUGCCAGUACUCUACCAUGGCCGAGCUCAAUUCCUUGUUGAAUCUUUCCUCGGCCUCCAGCAAGUGUCUCACACGUGAACUCGCCGUGAACCAGAGCUCAUGCUCCGCGUGUCAAAACUCCAUAAUCUCCCUGACACUCGGCUUGUUAAACACCACUAGAAGCAAGGAAUUUGUGCCUUGCGGAAUGGCGGCGACCAUCGGAAUAUGGGCUCAGCUGCCAGAACUUGAGCUUUUCCGCUCGUUCGUUCUCUGCAUUUUACAGGUACUAGAGAACAUCGGCGUCCUAGGAACCAGCAAUCUCGUCCCGUCUCCACCGCCUCCAUCUGCCGGAAUCCAACUCCCGACCUCCGGAAAACACCACCGGAAAAUAUACAUCGCGGCCUUUUCCGCCUCCGCAGCCUUCGCCAUAACAGCCAGUGUGAUUCUCUUCCUGGUCUUGGCCAAACGCUUUCGAAAGCCCAAAACUGUGAUGGCUCCUGGGUGGGGCGGUACGUUUACCGGAGGGGAUUGGGCCGGAAGCUCGCCGGAAUCUCCACUUCCGACGGAGGGCUUCUAUGUAUUCACGAAAGCUGAGCUAACGACAGCCACCAAUGGGUUUGACCGGAAAUUGUUCCUCGGAGAAGGGGGAGCCGGAAAAGUCUAUUUAGGGAAACUUCCAAGCGGUCAAGAAGUCGCCGUGAAAAGGAUUUCACAUCAAAGGAAAGUGGGUCAGUUUUACCGCGAAGUCGAGCUCUUGGCGAAAUUUCGGCACCGAAAUUUAACUGCCCUCUUGGGCUACUGCCCUGAGAAAAAGGAGCCCCUCUUGGUGUACGAGUACAUGCGAGGGGGCAGCCUCGCACGUGCAAUGAAUCAGGACCGUCUGUCGUGGAGGCAUCGAGUGAGGAUCGCCGUUGAUUGUGCUGAGGGAUUGGCUUAUCUCCAUGACUUUCAUAACGGCCCCGUUAUACACCGGGACGUUAACCCCACAAACAUUCUCCUGACGGAUUCAGGUGACGCCAAGCUUUCCGAUUUCGGCGUGUCCAAGUAUCGACCUCUCGGUGUCACUCACGUGUCGACUGAGGUCAUGGGUACAGCCGGGUAUUUGGAUCCGGAGUAUUUUUUCGGCGGGCACGUAACGGAGUUUGCUGACGUGUACAGCUUCGGGGUUGUUAUGUUGGAGCUCUUAUGUGGACGGAAAACGUUAGAGACGCCGUCGGGAGGGUUGGAGCCGUUAGUUGGCGAAGCGCACGUGUGGGAAGCACCUGAAAAUUUGGCCGGAAGAAGAGCAAUUCAGCGAAUAGUAGACCCGAAGCUAGGGCCCGAAAUAAACGAGGUAUCGAUGGGGGAGUUUCUGAGGGUGGCUUGCACGUGCGUGAGGCGACAGGGAGACCAGAGGCCAACGAUGAAACAAGUGUUAGACUCUUUGCUGGGGAUUUUGAAGGGGCUCGAGUCCGAGGGGUCACCGGGUAAUUUAGAAGUUCUGACUUUAAAGUCGCCGGAAAAGGCAGAGGUCAUAAGUGAUGGGAUCUCUAUCUCGUCUACAAUGUCUCCAUAAGUGGGCUUUGAGCAUGGUGAAUGCUGUAUCCUGAUUACUUACUUUCGCAUCUAACAGCUACAAGUAAAUAUGAUUAUCUUCCACCGAAUCAAUCAUAAACCAUCUUAUUGUAUAUUCAAUAAAAAAUAAAAUAAGUAGUUUUUUUAUAUUGAAAAUGGAGAGUUUAAUGUAAUUAAAAAUAGGGUAUUGCAUAUGUCCAUAUAUUUUUUGUAUAUUGUCAUAUUUAUUUGUAAUUAAGGUAAUGAAUGUCAUAAUGGUAGCCGAUCCUCAAAUAGUUGGGAUGAUUUGAUUCUUACAGGGAAAAAUAUACAAUAAAAUUAUUUACGUUUGGUACAAAUAUGUCAAGUUUAUCUAUAAUCCAGCUGCCUAACGUAUUUCAUUGAUCAUGCUCACAGUAUGAAAAAACCCAAAUUCGUUGAAUACAAGUGGUAAUCCAGCUGCCUGAGGUAUUCCAUAGCACUAGUGGAACAUUUGCUCAUUUACUUUGCCUGUCAUUUCCUAUAUCUUUCAUUAUUAGCUGUAAAAAGGUGUCUACGGGGUUGAUCAGAUGUCUUUAUCUCCUUUUUCAUCUAAGUCAGCUGUAUACGUUUAUGUUGGUACAUUCUUGUUGAUUCAGGAAAAUUGUUCAACAUUUUACUCAUUUACAACUAUUUCAACUUAUAUGUCUUUUUUAGGGUUUUUUAAUAUUAGUUAUUAAAGGGUCAAAUAAUUAGUUUCUUGAGUAGUUUUAUAAUAAAUUUUUUUUGAAAAACUCUACAAUUAUUCGUCUUGACCUCGA